AUGUCAGCAUCCAUGUGGCACGUGGCUGAGCAGCGUAAUGUGAUGCAGUAUGGGAAGCUGGAGGAAUUUGUGACUUUGGUGACAGAGAUAGUUCCAGAGCUGUUAAGCUCCAGGCAGAGGACCCAACUCAUUCUAGGACUGAGAGCAAGGCUGGUUCUUGAGUUGUGCUGUGGUAAAGAGGACAUGGUGGACCAUCAAGCCAUCCAACGCCACUUGGAUAGAAUCCAGUCAUGCACAGUAAAGCACAAAGUGAGCAAAAACAAGAAAGUGGAGGCAUCAAAGUCUAACUUUGUGGAGCUGGUCCAAACCCUGCUGGAAGACCCAGCGAAGAGGGAGCACUUUCUUCAGGAGGUGUUCCCAGUGCUGUACGGCACUAAGUAUGACACGGCACUGCAGAUUCUGGUGUGGGAGUUCUUCUCCAGACUGGAGGAGCUGCUGCUGGUACCCAGCUUUACACAGACAGCAUCUCGUCUCAGCCUUGCCUUCUCUGGCCUGGAGGAGUGUGUUCAGUCUGUCUCUGACCCUGAGCACCUGAAGACACUGCUACAGCAUCAAAGACACCUGGGACACCUUAACAGAGAUCAUUUGUUCUACGACUCUGACACCAUCCAGUCCGCUCUGAUCCUCACUUCCUUGGCAGAACCGGAUAGUGACAUGUCCUCCCAGGUCUUCUCCUGCACCCUGUGCCCAUUCUCCCACAGGAGAGAGGUGAACCUUCAGCAGCACAUCAGAAAGGAACAUCUAACAGAGGAGGACAGCAGGAACCUGGACUCUGGCGGAGCUGAGAACUCACUGCCAUCCAGUCAAACAAUACAGAGACCCUUAAUCAAGACAACCAAGAAGUACAUCUGCUUUAAAUGUGGAAAGGGUUUCAGAAGCCCAUCGGACCUGAAACGACAUAAGGGUGUUCACACAGACAUGCAGCCGUUCCAUUGCAAUCAGUGUGAUAAAAGAUUCAAAGCGAAGGGUAGUCUAAAACAGCACCAACGAGUUCACUCAGGAGAAAGGCCUUACGAUUGCUCACAUUGUGGCAGGGGGUUUAGGACAUCAGAUAUCUUCGUCUCAUUUACGCAUUCAUACUGGGGAGCGACCUUAUGGGUGUACAAUAUGUGGGAAGAGAUUUAUUCAACGGCAAGUACUAACAAGACACAUCAGGAUGCACAGUGGAGAGAAACCAUACUUGUGUAGCAUUUGUGGAAAGACCUUUGCUUGCUCAGGGGAACUGAUGGUACACUCAAAGAUCCACACAGGGGAACGACCGUAUCAUUGUGAACAAUGUGGGAAUACUUUGUCUAGCAAGUAAACUGAAAGUGCAUCAAUGAAGUCAAUCAGGCGAACGCCCAUACCCCUGUACACAGUGCCCCAAAGGCUUCUCCACCUCCACCAGACUAGUGAAACACAUGCAAAUUCAUACUGGGGAGAGACCUUACCCAUGUGUAAAGUGUGGCAAAAGAUUCUCUGAAAGGGGAAACAUGAGAAUACAUCAAUGAAUGCAUGAAAAAGAGAGAAAAAGGCGACAAAUGUAUUGAUAAACCAACACCAAGCUGUUGAAAUGUUAUUUGGAGAUUUUGCUCUGUAUAGUUCUCUGCUACAUCUUCAGGUGAUUAGGACAUGUUUGUAGAUCUUCUAAUUUGUCAUAAUACCAGGCGGUGUAACUUACUUCAGAGAUGAUUGGCAAAAUUUGUGCUCUAAUUAUUGUAACCAUUCUGUAAAAUGUUAAAGUUAUGUCUGGUUAUAUGCAAACAGAUUUGAUUUUACCCUGAAAAAAUUCUGAGUUCAAUGCUACCCAGUUGGAAAACUAACAAUGGGCAAAAACACUAUUAUAAACCACAUUUCUAAUAUAGUAGGACAUCUUAAACAAUACCCUAAAAAAGAAGUGUUUACACACCUGGCACCACCUUGUACAGUGGGGAGAACAAGUAUUUGAUACACUGCGGAUUUUGCAGGUUUUGCUACUUACAAAGCAUGUAGAGGUCUGUAAUUGUAUCAUAGGUACACUUCAACUGUGAGAGACGGAAUCUAAAACAAAAAUCCAGAAAAUCACAUUGUAUGAUUUUUAAGUAAUUAAUUUGCAUUUUAUUGCAUGACAUAAGUAUUUGAUACAUCAGAAAAGCAGAACUUAAUAUUUGGUACAGAAACCUUUGUUUGCAAUUACAGAGAUCAUACGUUUCCUGUAGUUCUUGACCAGGUUUGCACACACUGCAGCAGGGAUUUUGGCCCACUCCUCCAAACAGACCAUCUCCAGAUCCUUCAGGUUUCGGGGCUGUCGCUGGGCAAUACGGACUUUCAGCUCCCUCCAACGAUUUUCUAUUGGGUUCAGGUCUGGAGACUGGAUAGGCCACUCCAGGACAAUGAGAUGCUUCUUACAGUCCACUCCUUAGUUGCCCUGGCUGUGUGUUUCGGGUCGUUGUCAGGCUGGAAGACCCAGCCACGACCCAUCUUCAAUGCUCUUACUGAGGGAAGGAGGUUGUUGGCCAAGAUCUCGCGAAACAUGGCCCCAUCCAUCCUCCCCUCAAUACGGUGCAGUCAUCCUGUCCCCUUUGCAGAAAAGCAUCCCCAAAGAAUGAUGUUUCCACCUCCAUGCUUCAUGGUUGGGAUGGUGUUCUUGGGGUUGUACUCAUCCUUUUCCUUCCUCCAAACACGGCGAGUGGAGUUUAGACCAAAAAGCUCUAUUUUUGUCUCAUCAGACCACAUGACCUUCUCCCAUUCCUCUGGAUCAUCCAGAUGGUCAUUGGCAAACUUCAGACGGGCCUGGACAUGCGCUGGCUUGAGCGGGGGGACCUUGCGUGUGCUGCAGGAUUUUAAUCCAUGACGGCGUAGUGUGUUACUAAUGGUUUUCUUUGAGACUGUGGUCCCAGCUCUCUUCAGGUCAUUGACCAGGUCCUGCCGUGUAGUUCUGGGCUGAUCCCUCACCUUCCUCAUGAUCAUUGAUGCCCCACGAGGUGGGAUCUUGCAUGGAGCCCCAGACUGAGGGUGAUUGACCGUUAUCUUGAACUUCUUACAUUUUCUAAUAUUUGCGCCAACAGUUGUUGCCUUCUCACCAAGCUGCUUGCCUAUUGUCCUGUAGCCCAUCACAGCCUUGUGCAGGUCUACAAUUUUAUCCCUGAUGUCCUUACACAGCUCUCUGGUCUUGGCCAUUGUGGAGAGGUUGGAGUCUGUUUGAUUGAAUGUGUGGACAGGUGUCUUUUAUACAGGUAACGAGUUCAAACAGGUGCAGUUAAUACAGGUAAUGAGUGGAGAACAGGAGGGCUUCUUAAAGAAAAACUAACAGGUCUGUGAGAGCCGGAAUUCUUACUGGUUGGUAGGUGAUCAUACUUAUGUCAUGCAAUAAAAUGCUAAUUAAUUACUUAAAAAUCAUACAAUGUGAUUUUCUGGAUUUUUGUUUUAGAUUCCGUCUCUCACAGUUGAAGUGUACCUAUGAUAAAAAUUACAGACCUCUACAUGCUUUGUAAGUAGGAAACACUGCCGAUUUUGCAGGUUAUCAAAUACUUGUUCUCCCCACUGUAUCUGUUGUGUUGUUUCCUAUAGACCCUAAAUGUAUUUAGAUUAUUUCAAAGUAAUUGAACAAUUGCUCAAUUCUAUUUAGCCUUUUUCCAUUGUUGCUCACUCCACUCGUUAACUUCACUAUAUACAGUGCCUUCGGAAAGUAUUCAGACCCCUUGACUUUUUCCACAUUUUGUUAGGUUACAGCCUUAUUCUAAACUGGAUUAAAUAGUUAUUUUUCCUUAUCUGUUUACACUUUGUCAUUAUGGGUUAUUGUGUGUAGAUUGCUGAGUAAAAAAAAAUAAAUGUGUAUCCAUUUUAGAAUAAGGCUGUAAUGUAACAAAAUGUGGAAAAGGUAGAGUGGUCUGAAUACUUUCUGAAUGCACUGUAGGUGAUUUGGUGAUGAACACAGAUUCAAUAAAAUGACCAUUAUUGUACUAACAAAGCGGGCUAGUGGUGUGUGUAGGGUCCAGUGAUUUGUGGACAUCUAUCAGCUUUGCCUUUCUCCCAGUGGCAUUUAAUUCCUCCAUGGAAUUUACGGUGAGUUACAAAAGUAUUGGGACAGUGACACAUUUUGUGUUGUUUUAGGUACGUACUCCAGCACUUUUGAUUUGAAAUGAUACAAUGACUAUGAGGUUAAAGUGCAGACUGUCAGCUUUAAUUUGAGGGUAUUUACAGUUGAAGUUUACAUGAACUGAGUUUAAUGCAUUUGGAUAAGGUGUUGCACAAUUCCUGACAUUUAAUCGUAGUAAAAAUUCCCUGUCUUAGGUCAGUUAUGAUCACCACUUUAUUUUAAGAAUGUGUAAUGUCAGAAUAAUAGUGUAGUGAUUUAUUUCAGUUUUUAUUUCUUUCAUCACAUUCCCAGUGGGUCAGAAGUUUACAUACAAUCAAUUAGUAUUUGGUAGCAUUGCCUUUAAAUUGUUUAACUUGGGUCAAAUGCUUCAGGUAGCCUUCUACAAGCUUCCCACAAUAAGUUGGGUGAAUUUUGUCCCAUUCCUCCUGACAGAGCUGGUUUAACUGAAUAAAGUGUGUAGGCCUCCUUGCUUGCACAAGCUUUUUCAGUUCUGCCCACACAUUUUCUAUUGGAUUGAGGUCAGGGCUUUGUGAUGACCACUCCAAUAGCUUUACUUUGUUGUCCUUAAGCCAUUUUGCCACAACUUUGGAAGUAUGCUUGCGGUCAUUGUCCAUUUGUAAAACCCAUUUGCGAUCAAGCUUUAACUUCCUGACUGAUGUCUGCUUCAAUAUAUCCACAUAAUUUUCCUUCCUCAUGAAGCCAUCUAUUUUGUGAAGUGCACCAGUCCCUCCUGCAGCAAAGCACCACCACAACAUGAUUGCUACCACCCCCAUGCUUCAUGAUUGGGAUGGUGUUCUUCGGCUUGCAAGCCUUCCCCUUUUUCCUCCAAACAUAAUGGUCAUUAUUGCCAAACAGUUCUAUUUUUGUUUCAUCAGACCAGAGGACAUUUAUCCAAAAAGUACAAUCUUUGUCCCCAUGUGCAGUUGCAAACCAUAGUCUGUCUUUUUUCUAUGGCGGUUUUGGAGCAGUGGCUUCUUCCUUGCUGAGCUGCCUUUCAAGUUAUGUUGAUUAUAAGACUCGUUUUACUGUGGAAAUAGAUACUUUUGUACCUGUAUCCUCCAGCAUCUUCACACGGUCCUUUGCUGUUGUUCUGGGAUUGAUUUGCACUUUUCACACCAAAGUACAUUCAUCUCUAGGAGACAGAACACGUCUCUUUCCUGAGUGGUAUGACGGCUGCGUGGUCCCAUGGUGUUUAUACUUGCGUACUAUUGUUUGUACAGAUGAAUGUGGUACCUUCGGGCGUUUGGAAAUUGCUCCCAAUGACGAACCAGACUUGUGGAGGUCUCAACAACAAACAAUUCUGAAGUCUUGGCUGGUUUCUUUUGAUUUUCACAUGAGGUCAAGCAAAGAGGCACUGAGUUUGAAGAUAGGCUGUGAAAUACAUCCAAAGGUACACCUCCAAUUGACUCUCAUUAUGUCAAUUAGCCUAUCAGAAGCUUCUAAAGCCAUGACACAAUUUUCUGGAAUUUUACAAGAUUUUUAAAGGCACAGUCAACUUAGUGUAUGUAAACUUCUGACCCACUGGAAUUGUGAUACAGUGAGUUAUAAUUGAAAUAAUCUGUCUGUAAACAAUUGUUGGAAAAAUGACUUGUGUCAUGCGCAAAGUAGAUAUCGUAACCGACUUGCCAAAACUAUAGUUUGUUAACAAGAAAUUUGUGGAGUGGUUGAAAAACGAGUUUUAAUGACUCCAACCUAAGUGUAUGUAAACUUCCGACUUCAACUGUACAUCCAUAUUGGGUGAACCUUUUAGACAUUACAGCACGUUUUGUACAUAGUACCCCCAUUUAGGGGACCAAAAGUAUUGGGGCAAAUUCACUUACACUGAGUGUAUAAAACAUGAAGGACCCGUUCCUAAUAUUGAGUUGCUCUGAACUCUGGAGGAGCUGAGAACCUACUGCCAUCCAAUGAAACAGUAAAGAACUCCUCAGCCAAGACGACGAAGAAGUACAUCUGCAAACAGUGUUCCACCGAAGGGCACAUGAUAGAACGUAAACAUGUUCACACAGAGGAAAAGCUGUUUCAUUGUGACCAGUGUGAGAAGAAAUUCAAAAAUCAAAGGGUACUUUAAUACUGCACCAAUGUGUCCACACAGGAGAAAGACCAUAUCUUUGCGCACAUUUUGGCAGGGGGUUUAUGACAUCUGGGACCUUUUAGCUUCCCAUAUACUUACUCAUACUGGGGAGAGACCAUUCACCUUUUCUAUAUGUGGGAGGAGAUUUAUCCAACAGCAAUUACUAACACACCACUUCAGGAUGCAUACAGGAGAGAAAUCAUGCUUACUGUAUGUAGCGUUUGUGGAAAUACAUUUUUUCAAGGGCCUUGUUGGUACACUCAUGAACACACACGGGUAAAUGCCCCCACAGCUGUCAACUUUGUGGGAAGAUGUUCAGAAUGCCUUGGAUGCUCAUGUUGCAACGAAGGACUCACACAGGCGAGCUCCCAUUCCCCUGCUCUAAUUGUGAGAAACACUUCAUGUCAAAAGCGCCCUUAGAUGACAUGCUUAUUCAUACUGGAGAGAAACCUCAUCCGUGUCUAUGUGGGAGGCGGUUUAAUUUGAGAAUCCAUAAAUAAAACUCAUAGUUCAGGUA
Messenger RNA from Oncorhynchus nerka (sockeye salmon), 6645 nucleotides. Its product is annotated as zinc finger protein 551-like. NCBI's taxonomy places the organism in Eukaryota, Metazoa, Chordata, Actinopteri, Salmoniformes, Salmonidae. Gene Ontology annotation, molecular function: telomeric repeat DNA binding. Gene Ontology annotation, cellular component: shelterin complex. Gene Ontology annotation, biological process: regulation of telomere maintenance via telomere lengthening; telomere capping. The record is from RefSeq and is a predicted model, not a curated record. The coding region runs from base 1 to 1188 and encodes 395 amino acids. The transcript has 7 exons.